AUGUUGGCUAGUCGCCUGCUCAGUCGGGCGUCUGCUUUUUCGCCUUCUGUGCGAUGCGGCUCCCCGGCCGGCGCGCAGAGAUUCAUCGCCAACCUUCCGUACCACUCACAGCUUCCGUCGCCUCCUCCUCGCGAGUACAACCCAGACGGGUCACCCAAGGUCUACCGCCUCAACCAGAUCAGCUAUGACCACAGCUACGACUGGGAACGCUGGUACUUUGUCCCUGUUGGAGUUUUCCACACCGCCUACCGCGGGGUCUUUGCGAGAGACUCCCGCCCCCUCCAAGCCUGGCUUCUCCAGUACCACACCGCUGUUAUUGCCCUCCCAGCUUUUCUGUUGGUCACUUUCCUUACCUUUGUCUUCAGCAGUGUCGGCCUCUACGGCAUCCGGCCUAAGCGGUUCACGAUUGAGUGGAUGCUGGCGAGCAAGGAGCGUGACAGAGCGGAAAACUCCAACCCAUGCACCCGCUACCUGGAUCGCAGACGCAAGGAGCGUGGCCCCAACUGGAUCGUGGAGGACUACCUGCCCUACCAUCCAUUCUUCAUGAACAUGAGCAAGUUCCACCACGACACGGAGUACCGCAAGUGGAAAGGAGAGGCGGAGGAGCAGGUUUCCGUAUAA
Besnoitia besnoiti is the source of this 621-nucleotide messenger RNA. Its product is annotated as Cg8 family protein. The transcript has 4 exons. The record is from RefSeq and is a predicted model, not a curated record. The coding region runs from base 1 to 621 and encodes 206 amino acids. Lineage: Eukaryota; Apicomplexa; Conoidasida; Eucoccidiorida; Sarcocystidae.